GACGAUGAUAAUGGCGGCGAUACAUGGAGUCGUUUGGGUAUUAUACGCGCUACUAGUGCUCCCCUCCGUACAAGUUUCAGAUGCAGCGUGUGCCAACUCGUGCUCUGGUCACGGUCGAUGCGGCUCCUCUAAUCAAUGCACGUGUGACGCCGACUGGGCCUUGGCACCCGACUGUUCUAUGCGGAAAUGCCCCACUGGUGUGGCCUGGACGGAUAAGGCGAAGACGGCCAACGUGGCCCAUGCAAUGGCCGAGUGCUCUAAUCGCGGAGUGUGCGAUUACUCCAAGGGAGAAUGCACGUGCUUCAAUGGAUAUACAGGAGCUGCCUGUCAACGACUUCGUUGCCCAUCAGAUUGUUCAGGUCACGGAUUGUGCUACUCAUCAGCAACGUUAGCGCUGCAAUAUGGCCCGGACUCACUGCCCAGCGUUGCUGGAGACGGUGUCGGACCAGUGUACUCCAAUUGGGAGAAGAAUAGCAUGUCGAGUUGUAUGUGUGACAUGGGCUACACUGGACCAGACUGUUCUCAGAUUAUGUGCGCGAAGAACGAUGACCCGCUCACUACUGGCCAAGGAUUCCGAACCAUUCAGAUUCAAGUCGGCGCAGACGCAACCACUAAUCUUGCACUAGCAGGCUCGAUUCGAGUCCAUUUUCUUGGAGAUGUUGCAGUUUUCAGUGCCGUCGCAGUAGCAGAUGCAACUCAUGAACAGGCGUGCGCGCAAGCAUUUCAGAGUAUGCGCACUGUGUUGUCAGCUACUUGCAGCAUCACAAGUGUGGAUCCGGUGACUGCAGGGGCAACUUACACGGUGACUUUCAAGGAGUGGGUGCAUCUGGGAGGAGAAAACAAUUUGCUCUAUCACGAUGGAAACCCCCCUUUAUCAAGCUUCUCAUGUGAUCUGACCAAAGUGACAAGCCUUAACUCCCCUACUUGUGCUGUCAGUGAUGUCACGGCCACUAACGUUGUCGAGCACGUGUAUUGCUCCAACCGUGGUCUUUGUGACUUUACUACAGGUCAAUGUGUAUGUUACGCCGACUUUAAAGGCCUGGAUUGCAAUCAACCUUCUAACGUUCCAGACAGUAUCGAUGACAACGAUGGCUUUAUCAUCAAUCCUAUGGGACUCACGUACACGGGUACCGUGCUACAUCUGAAAACGGCGAAAGGUUCUCAAGCAGACUUCUACUUUAUGAAGAUUGGGUCUUCCACGCUACCGAUUUUAACCAUGGACGGUAUGGGCGAUACGAAGCUCCUGAAUGGAGAUUUCGAGCUGUCGACGGGCUCCUUGACGAUAACUACUGUCGCCCAGACUUCAACGGCCGCGGAUAUUGCGAACACGCACACUACAUUUACAGGGACAGCAUUGAAAGUCCGAACUACUAGAGCAUCGAAUACUGCUUUUAAGCUACUGGAAGCGAUGACUGGGGAUACAACCACCGUCGUCGAGAUUCGAGGGGACGGUCUGACCACCAUUUACACCGGCGGUUUGUACGUUGUGACGGGAGGAGGAACCAUCUCACACACUUUGAAUGGACCAAGUCUUACCGUCACCAAUUCGUAUGGUUCGUUUAGUAACUCACUUCUCAAGCUCAGUACCUCCCGAGCGAGUCUCUUUCCGACGGCAACUGAUUUCGUGUUGAUCGAGGCUACUGCGAACAGCGUCCCAGCGUUCACUGUUGAGGCCUCUGGAAGAACUACAAUUGCUAACGGAGGACUUAUCGUGAAUGGUUUAGGAGGAGCACAGAUUUCUAACUCGGAUCCCGCAGCUUCUGCGCUCGUUGUGAGCGCUACGGGAACAAGUUUUGCUGACGAUGCUGUCGCCAUUAAGACGUUUUCUGGUGUGGCUCAUAAUAUGAUGAAGGUCACGACAAAAGUCGGUAGCAAUACAGCUAUCGCCUUGUUUACUAUCAGCAACUCCGGACUUACAACUAUUACUCAAGGAGGGCUGUAUGUCAUGGCGGGAGGGGCUACAAUUGAUACUGGUGGACUGCAUGUAGGGUAUGGUGGCGCGACUAUCGACUACGGAGGCCUGCUCGUUAAGAAUGGAGGAGGAACUAUUGAGUUGGGGGGACUGAAUGUGAUUGAUGGCGGUGGUAAAAUUGCGUCGACUAUGGCUGUAUCAGACAUCCUCGCGAUCGAGGCUACGUCUGCUUCAUUCUCCAACAAUGCCAGGGUAUUAUACAUCAAUUCAAAAUCUGCGGUAGCUCCUUCCACUAGCAUGCAUUACCUCGUCGAAGCAACUGUAGGUGCAUCAGCCACUUCCGUCUUCACGCUGGACGCGACCGGAUUAACAACAAUUGCAGGCCAAGGGAGCGGUGGCGCCAGUAUCUCGGAUAACGCUGCCGCCACCGAUACGCUCAAAGUUUCCAGCAGAAUCUCCACAGGCUUCACGGGAACGCUGUUGUCCUUGAACGCAGUGUCCACCACCAAGCUGUACACGCUGAUCGACGCCAAGUCGAGUGGUACUUCGCGAUUUAAAGUCGCUGCAAGCGGGUUAACCACGAUUGUUGGCAGUGGCAGCGGCGGGUACACGCUGAUCGACGCCAAGUCGAGUGGUACUUCGCGAUUUAAAGUCGCUGCAAGCGGGUUAACCACGAUUGUUGGCAGUGGCAGCGGCGGCGCCAGUAUCUCCGACAGCGCCGCAGACUUGACCAGUACACUCUCCGUCUCCAAUACCGCUGCCUCAGGAUUCACAGGUUCGUUGCUGUAUAUGAGUGCGACGGCCUCCGACAAGCUCUACACGUUCAUCAACAGUGAAGCAAGUGGCACUUCCGUGUUCAAGGUGGAUGCGACCGGGUUGACCACGAUCGCGGGCCAAGGGAGCGGUGGCGCCAGUAUCUCGGAUAACGCUGCCGCCACCGAUACGCUCAAAUGUCCACCACCAAGCUGUACACGCUGA
This is a messenger RNA of Phytophthora nicotianae INRA-310, 2890 nucleotides long. RefSeq lists its product as hypothetical. Bases 5 to 2890 code for a protein of 961 amino acids. NCBI's taxonomy places the organism in Eukaryota, Oomycota, Peronosporomycetes, Peronosporales, Peronosporaceae. The record is from RefSeq and is a predicted model, not a curated record. The transcript is spliced from 8 exons.